AUGUACACCUACUAUGGCUACUUCAAAGAAACCAACCCCGAGGAAUACCGCUUCUUGGAUUUUUACAAGUACCGCAGUAAGCAAACUGAUUUCACAUAUUCAUUUCAAAAGGAAGCAGACAUACUUCGGAAAUGUCUGUCCAACAUGUUGAAAGAGAGUUCGGAAAACAUUAAGAAACGGAUUAGUCUGCUACUGCAAAAUUUUGAGGCAAGUUAUUUUGAUUUUUCUGAACGGUUGGCACGCAGUAUGGGAGAUUUCCAGCAGUCCCGAGAAGGGGUAAAUACUCUCACAACUACGGUGGGCAUCUACUUGUUACCCAUCUUAUGGUCUACUUGUCCGUUGUGGUCUGCCAUAGGCAGUAUGGGAGUCUUCCAGCAGUCCCGAGAAGGGAAACAUCGAUUGCGCAAUCAGGAUAUCAAUUACUUCUGGAACAGAAUCGAGUUAGAGUGUAAUAAAAAUGAACAGAAACGUCUAGAGUCAGAGAGAACUACGCGAACACUACGAUGCCACGUCAAUAUAAGAAGUAAGACACAAGAUAUGAUGGAGAACAUGGCCGAGGAAACAGUAGAAGAAGCCGAGAAUGCUCGCAAGCGAUUAUAUUCCGAGUUCUCGGGACAUAAACAAAAUGAAGAAGGAUUCUCAACCCCACCAAAUAAGAUCAGAACAAUCAAUGCGGAGACUCCUCAACGAACGAGACAGGGAUACGAUAGUGAUUCACUACCUUACGACGAAGAUCAUUCCUCAGGCUCUGACUCUGAAAUUGUACCUGUUUCUCUUACGAACGUCUUUCUUGAAACUUCCGUCGAGCUUGAGAGGAAUCCAGACCAGACAGCCGAAUUGGAUACAUCUUUAAUAUCAACAAAGGAAGCGGAGGUUGAGAGUCGGAAAACUAGAAGACCAUACAUAACUCGCGAUAUAGCGGAGGAAGUCCUCAAGAAAUAUCAAAUGUGUAUUUUGGCGGACAAGAAGUUGAUAUACAAUGGUGUAGACGUGUUAGAUUUUAUUCGCUCAAACAUGAAUAAGGAUAAGACCACAAAAAGCCCUCUAUGUAUUGGUGUUAUUAACAUCCAUAAUCCCGACUGCACCAAGUUUUUACCUGAUGACUUUAAAAGCUUUAUUGCCAACCAGCUUCAAGACUCCAAGAUCAAGGCUGUCUGUUUUGCUACCAAACAAUGCAUCGAUAAGUUUGUGGUGGAUUGUGAGGAAGAAGUAUUGCAAUUCUUGGAGAAGUUCCAUGACAUAGGGGAUUUGGAGUCUCUGGCAAGAUGUCUAAAUGAAAAUCCGAUUGAUAUGUCCAUCGCAUCGAAUGAUCUUAUUUUCGUGCGGACCCUCUUCGAUCAUUUUUUCUUUUUAUACAAGAAUGAUAUUCUACUACAUUCCAUGUCUGAAAGCGAGCUUAAUGCAUAUGUUUGGACUCCGUUACUUAGGAAUGCCUUUCUCGGAAAGGACGAUCUGAAAUUAAGUUGCGGGGAGUUAGCUUCUAAGUCAUAUGAAAAACUCAAAGAAAUCCUAAACAUUACUGGUCGUAGUGCUCCAAAAUUGGAUGGUAAAGGAUUCCUCAAAUCUUUGGGUACUGAAAUCCUGGCCCAGGAAGAUGGUGUCCUAAAUACUCACAGCAAAAGAACAGGUGAUCUCCGGAAAUUAGAAUAUUGCUCUAAAGUGAUACUCACAAUUCUGUACUUUAUGUUACCAUCUGCCGCCAAAGCUGACAUCACAGAUAUCGAAACUUACAGUCUUCAGUCAAAUGGAUUCCAUCUUAAAAUCUCUGCAUCAAAGUAUCUGUUUGAAGAUACUAUUAUUACUAUGGAUUUGCAACAUGUAGAAGUCCCAAGGACUGUUGAGGGAUUUUCGAAGCUAGUGGUAGGUGCAAAAACAAUUCUUUCUUGGAAGGCGCGGACUAGGAAGAAUACAGUAACUUUUUAUAAAGCAUUGAAGAAAGGUCAUAAACGCCUGACAAAUGGCGUCUUUUUUUCACCAAUCAAAAUGUCUGUAUAA
This is a messenger RNA of Paraglomus occultum, 1995 nucleotides long. NCBI's taxonomy places the organism in Eukaryota, Fungi, Glomeromycota, Glomeromycetes, Paraglomerales, Paraglomeraceae. The record is from the annotation of a GenBank genome assembly.